Fusarium falciforme is the source of this 324-nucleotide messenger RNA. RefSeq lists its product as hypothetical. The transcript is spliced from 3 exons. The record is from RefSeq and is a predicted model, not a curated record. The coding region runs from base 109 to 324 and encodes 71 amino acids. NCBI's taxonomy places the organism in Eukaryota, Fungi, Ascomycota, Sordariomycetes, Hypocreales, Nectriaceae.
UCAACCUCAAUCGAACUCUUGUUUCAAACAACCAUUGACCACGAUCGUGUCCUCCAUAUAAGGACAUUUGCUAAACCACACAUCAUCAACUUCACCACAACCGCAAUCAUGGACUCUGGCGCUCCCCAAAACAACCAAAACACCAACGCCAGCGGUCGCCGCCGAAGCUCCGGCUUCAUGCCCGCCUUCGCAAGCCUCCAACAGCAAAAGCGAGGCUCCGAUGCCAACGCGGCCCGUCGCGCGAGCAUGUCGGACCAAACAGCAAAGGGCGGCAUCUUCAGCCAGUUCUUCCACAACAACUUCGGCAAGAACGCGGAGAAAUAA